This is a messenger RNA of Theileria annulata, 1242 nucleotides long. RefSeq lists its product as uncharacterized. The transcript has 3 exons. NCBI's taxonomy places the organism in Eukaryota, Apicomplexa, Aconoidasida, Piroplasmida, Theileriidae. Bases 1 to 1242 code for a protein of 413 amino acids. The record is from RefSeq and is a predicted model, not a curated record.
AUGUUUAGGGAUGAGUUGAAUGAAGAAGAACCUGAUUUUUCAGGGGGACCAAGUUCACCCAGCCUGACACCUCUUGAAAAUACUCUUUGUGAUAAAUCCAAAGUAAGUACGAUUGUCUCAAACAUUACCUUAAACUUCUCAAGGAGAGUCCCAUCAAAGAUAAAACCGGUUCUAGAGUCCUCAAUUGAGGAAAACGCCGAUAAAAUCUCAGUUAGUGACAUGUUGGACUUGGUAAUUUCUCUCAGAAAGUGCAACAGCCUUAGCAAUAAACUAUUUCAAGUAAUUCUGGAAAGAAUUGACGAGGAUAUUAAAAAAGUUGAUGGCUCCAAUAAUGAAUAUAAUAAUUUUCUACUGAAAAUAUGCUUGGAACUUGUAGAGCACAGUUUCGAGUCGUUAAAAGCGAUAAAAACCCAUGAUGAAAAUUCAUGUAAAGUUGAAAAUAUAAAUAAUUGUGAGGACUUUAAACCGAAUCAAUUAACUAACAAUAUUUUUAAGUUUGUUUGUGAUAAUAUGGGCAUCCUUAAAAUCGAUGAUUUGUUCAGACUAGUACCGAUAUUCUUUUCAAUACAAACUGAUAAAGGACCACAAUUUAUUAGUUUAAAGGCUGAAUAUUUGUAUAAUUUAACCAAGUUGAUACUGGAUUACGAAUUAUCUGGUGGUUAUAGUGAACGUCCCGAUACUAAAAAUACUUUGGGUGCCAAUUCCCUUUACCGCUGUAACAUAUUGGUAAAGAUUAAUUCCUCCUCAAACAACUUGAUAUCCCUUUCUGAUCAAAACAAACCAUUUAUACUGGAUAAAGAAAAAAAUAUGACUAAACUGAAGGAAUACGUACAGAGCUAUAUAUACCCAACGAUAAGUGAAAACAUAACUAAGUUUACAAGCCAAAACAUAGUUGAACUAGCGGAGAUUAUAAGGAGACUGGGUGAACCGUAUCCAGCGAGUUUAAUUGAUAGAAUUUGCACUGUAUACGUGAAGCAUAUUUCACAAUAUAGUAUUGAUAACAUGAUGAAGCUGGUUGAGGAACUAAAUCUAAUGGGUAUCAAAAAUGAACUGGUUCUUUUGAACACUAUCAUCAACUUGCCGAGAAAAGCGACUACUCUGGACUCAUUUGAGCGAGUUAUCAAGUUGUUGGAAGUUUUCAAAACCCAUGAAAGUGAAUACCUGGACAUUUUAGUCAGUCAGCAAAUCUACCAAAUAUACCACAAAAUUAAUAAAAAAUACUUAGAAGUAAGUUACGCUUAG